AACUCCACAAAAGACAUUUUUUUAAAAGGCUGAGGGAGAGCCUUGGGUGGGGUUGAGGGGCAGGUAGAUCCUCACAAACUCUAAACUUUCCAGAUAUCUCAGCCUCUUUACUCCAAUCUCUGAUAAACUGAUGGGGGAGAUGGAGUAAGAGCCAUGAAACACUUACCAAAGAAAAGACUUUUUUUUUUUCAAGGUUUGUGUUUAUAAUAAAAAAAAUUAACCCCCUGUCUCAAGUUUUGUCUCCUUAAAUUCAUCCUCUGUGUAGCCUCCACAGUAUAAAAAAACAUAUCAGCUACAUUUUUCUUCUCCUUCAAAUAUUUCAGUCACCAUCCUUGGGCCAGCUGAAAUGUCUUAACAUGGCACACAGAAUGCCUUUCUGUGGCCCGGUCCUGCCGCCUUUUCCAGGCUCACUCUUUUUAUGCCCUAUGAGCCCUUUGGAGGUGCUGUUUCUUGUCUCCGACAAGGUUUUAGAGUGGUAGUUUAGGGCCACUGGGCCCUACCUCUAAUAUCCUACUGACUACUCUCUUGCCUAGUUGAUUUUUCACUUGUUCCUUAAGACUUUAUAACUCUACCCUAUGUCACAUUAGUUUUUAAUUAAAUAUGUAUCUGUCUUUCCCACUAGAUGCACUCUUUUCAGGCAGAUAAUCGGUGGUAUUUACCUUUGUUUCCUAGGGCUGGUACGGUGACUAUUCAGUGGAAGUAUGAAUGAGUAGGUCAAAGAAUGUGUAAUUUUAGUACCAAGAUGGCAAGAAAAUUGAUAAAGGAAUCUAAACCAGAUAAGCUAGAAAAAACUUCUUUAAGAAGAUGAAUUUCAUUGGAAUAACUUUUUUUCUGCAUAAUCCCCUGAGAUAUUGGUAUCAACUUGACAGAUCCUAUGUUCAGAGGAAUUUAUAGGGGAGUUCAGAAGCAUCAAGAUGACCUGCAGGAUGUAAUAGAGAGAGCUGUUCAGAUUGGUGUUAAAAAGUUUAUGAUUACAGGUGGAAAUCUACAAGACAGUAAAGAUGCACUGCAUUUGGCACAAACAAAUGAUAUGUUUUUCAGUACAGUUGGCUGUCAUCCUACAAGAUGUGGGGAAUUUGAAAAGAAUAACCCCGAUCUGUACUUAACGGAGUUGCUAAAUCUGGCUGAAAACAACAAGGGGAAAGUUGUAGCAAUAGGGGAAUGUGGACUUGAUUUUGACCGACUACAGUUUUGUCCCAAAGAUACUCAACUCAAAUAUUUUGAAAAACAGUUUGAACUGUCAGAACAAACAAAAUUACCAAUGUUUCUUCACUGUCGGAACUCACAUGCUGAAUUUUUGGACAUAAUGAGAAGAAAUAGAGAUCGGUGUGUAGGCGGAGUGGUGCAUUCAUUUGAUGGUACCAAGGAAGCAGCAGCUGCUCUGAUGGACUUGGGUCUCUAUAUAGGAUUUAAUGGUUGCUCACUGAAAACUGAGGCUAAUCUGGAAGUGCUGAAGUCAAUACCUAGUGAAAAAUUAAUGAUUGAGACUGAUGCACCAUGGUGUGGAGUCAAAAGUACACAUGCUGGAUCAAAAUAUAUAAAAACUUCAUUUCCUACCAAGAAGAAAUGGGAAAACGGGCACUGUUUGAAAGACAGAAAUGAACCCUGCCAUAUAAUUCAAAUACUGGAGAUAAUGUCAGCAGUAAGGGAUGAAGAUCCGCUGGAACUAGCCAAUACCCUAUAUAACAACACCAUUAAAAUCUUUUUUCCUGAUAUAUAAUUGGCAUGUCUCCCCCAGUUUUCCAUCACGUAUGUAAAAUUUCUUGGUAAAACUUAAAAUGUUUCAAUAAAGGAGUUCUCUGGAA
Molecule: messenger RNA, 1805 nt
Organism: Sus scrofa (pig)
Lineage: Eukaryota; Metazoa; Chordata; Mammalia; Artiodactyla; Suidae
Gene: TATDN1
Product: TatD DNase domain containing 1
Cellular component (GO): cytosol
Molecular function (GO): 3'-5'-DNA exonuclease activity
Source: RefSeq, a predicted model, not a curated record